AGAAGAAGUAGUCUUGUAAGCAGUGUUAGGUCAGCUAAUUUACCCAGCUUUCAAUGUAGUUAGCUAACAGGUUAGCGUUAAAUAACAUACUUUUAUUUCGGUUUGGAAUGGCGGAGGGUAACGUUAGCGCUAAUGUUAACGUCAGUCCGGCCAAUCUUCCUCCGGGAGACCCGCAGCUCAUAGCUAUGAUUGUGGAGCAUUUGAAGAACAGAGGGCUUUUUGAUGAGUUCCGUCGGGACUGUCUGGCCGACGUUGAUACGAAGCCAGCCUUUCAGAAUCUGCGACAGAAAGUUGACAAUUUUGUCACAUCACAUCUGAGCACACAAGACUGGAACCCAUCUAUCAACAAGAACCAGAUGAGGAAUGGACUGAGGCAAAGUGUUGUUCAAUCAGGUAUGCUCGAGUCUGGUGUGGACAGGAUCAUCACUCAGGUCGUGGACCCCAAAAUGAACCACACUUUCCGUCCACACAUAGAAACUGCCAUCCAUGAUUUCCUGUCAGGGGACAGGAAGGAGGAGAACACCACGAGUUCUACCUCUGCAGCAUCUGAACAGACAGAGCCACAGGAGGCCCUGUCUGCCUCUGGCCCCAAAACCCCCUGAGGUACACAUGGUGGUCUCUACGUAAUGUUGUGUGGCUGUGUUAGCCUUUUGAAGGGUGCAGCAUUAAGGAAGAUGAAGAGAAGGAGUAGCCUUUUGAAGGGUGCAGCAUCAGACAAGGAAGAUGAAGAGAAGGAGGUUGUUUCCCGCUGUCAGACUAGAGUCAGGAGUGUUGGUGCUUUCAGCAUCAGCCUGUCUGUGCUGCACAAGACUGCAGCUGGAGAAGUUUGACAAUGCCAAGUGGUGCUCUCACUGCACUGCAUGGCUCUGCCUUUUAGACAAAUGGGAAUUCUUUUUUUCUGACCUUUUACAUGUGAUAGCUGACAGAUUUUUAUUUUGGAGUAUGGUAUAUUAUGUAUUUUUCACUCAGGGUAUUUGUGUGUGUGUGUGUGUGUGUGUGUAUAGACACUUUCUACUAAGAACAUGUUGAUUAACAAUAUUUGAAACUUCAGACCCUGUCUACCUUGACUCAGAGUGCUGGGAGAGCCAGGGGGCUGGUUGAUUUCAUGUUAGGAGAAUCACAGGAAAAAGAUCCUGCAGUUUCCCAACAGCUCAUAAGACCUCUAAACAGGGUGUCUGAAGGUUUAGUAAAAGACGUGUAUGUAAAUACAUUUUGUUUAGUUGCUAGACGUUUUAACAUUGCAUCACGCUGUCAGAUCUUUUUUAGCAUGUAUUUAGUGCAUUGUAUUGAUUGUGCAUCCUGUCUGCUUUAUUAUACAGGCUUGACAUCUUUCUUCUUUUUCUUAUUGUAUCUGUCUGUACCUUUUGUUUUAUGUAUUUUGCAUUUUGGUAUACUGCAUGUAAAGAUGGUGGGUAAGUCUGCGAAAAGGCGUCGGCCACACACUCAUUUCCUUGAGUAAUGGCAAUAAAUGUGUCCGUUUUCUGCAAUGAAAACAGAGCAGAGUCCAUAAUCGUCUCCCAUUAUCAUCAAGAAGGUAGUUCUUAAGUUUGUUCUUUUUACAGGCAGAAUCCAUCAAAACAGAUUAAUAGGUUGAUGUGGAGGGAGGAAUACACUUUAUCAUUAUUAUAAUGAGAUUUACUUGCAGUGACUUUGAUUUUAUAUCUUUUGCAUGAACCAUAGAGGGACUGUCAUACCAGGUGUGGUGGAAGCACACUCCUCACUUGUGUUCAUCUUGUGUUGUAAGGUAUGCAUUCACUCAAUUAUAUAUACAAUGGACAUGGUGUCACUAUGCAAGCCCAAAUACUGUACUAUGAAUUUGGUGGCUGCUAUCUUGCUUUUUUGCAACCAGUUUCUGUACAGUAGUGACCAGAAGUGGAGGGACGGCAUGGCACCACCAAUCAAAGUUUUCAAAUUAACUGAAGUACAUCUUUUUAAAUCAUCAAAUAACUUGGUACUGACAAACUUGCCAGACAAAUAGCCACUUGGACACAAGUGAGUGUGGUAAUGUCUACCUAAGAUGACAGAUGAGAACUCUGGGAAAAAUUAGAUUUGUACUUUUGUGUUUUUUGGGUACAUCCCAAGUCUAUUAUAAGCACAGUCAUUUCCUUCACUUGAGAUGAUGCAAGUAAAAAGAGGACUUGAGGAAACACAUUUAUUAAUAGGGGUGUGAUGAUAGACUUGGCUCACAAGACGAUACACGAUAUUGGGUUCACUAUUUCUAAGAAAUCUUCAACGGUGAAAUAUUUGGCUGGAGAAAGUCUUUUAUUUGACUGCCACAAGAUUCAAAACAGUGCAGAUGCAUUUUGAAAUUUGAAAGUAUUUAACUAUUCAGAUAUUUCCUCAUUGGGUGGGUAAACAGUUUUCAUGAUCAGUAUUUGAAUUUUCAAGAUGGCAGGACAUUUCAGUGCAGCCUCCGUCAGGGUCCGUUUUAUAAGAGAUGUGAGAUCUGCCCUUAGUGUAGCUCAUGUUCCGUUCACUAACAGAGGAGGCAGGAUUUAUGACCUAUACGGCAGCCAGCCACCUUUAGAGCUUUCAACCUGUCCAUUUAUACAGUCAGUGAUUCAGCUCUACAGAGACGUGCGUUGUUUUGUUUUAUCCUUGUACAUUUAUGUGCAGUGUGCAUCCUCAAUAUCAACUAGUUUGUUAUCU
Messenger RNA from Monopterus albus (swamp eel), 2649 nucleotides. It is a transcript of the gene bod1, whose product is annotated as biorientation of chromosomes in cell division 1. Bases 108 to 602 code for a protein of 164 amino acids. The transcript is spliced from 4 exons. The record is from RefSeq and is a predicted model, not a curated record. NCBI's taxonomy places the organism in Eukaryota, Metazoa, Chordata, Actinopteri, Synbranchiformes, Synbranchidae.